AUAAACGCGCAUAUUAGAACUAUAAAUAAUCUCACACGCGAACUAACAUUGCAGAGACCCGUGAGAUAAACAUGUUCUAAGAAUCGACAAACACCAGGAAGGGACAGAGCAACUGUUGCAGAUUCUGAGGCCCCUAGCAUGGUGCGACUUAAUGUUACCGAACAGCAAAGUAGCCGUAACCUUACAGCCAGCAACAAUAACAGCCACGUCACCGGCAGCAGCCACAAUGCGGCCAGAUGCUCUUCCUCAACAUCGUCCACGACGAGUCUGAAUAGCAGCUCCAACUCGAAGGCCGCCUCGCCAGCCGGCAAUAUCGUAAUGGUGCAGAAUACACCGCUUCCAGCAUCGCAGCUACAUUCGCAGCCGGCGCCGCAGCUGGCAACACCAUCGCAGUUGCAGUUGCAGUUGCAACAGCAGCAGCAGCAGCAGCAACACGCCGCAGCGGACGGCAGUUCCAGCAACUGCUCGCUGCCAGCGUCGCCGCCACUGCUGCAGCAGACGGCGACACCGCCUCAGGGUGCCCAGAUAGUGCCGCCAGUCUGUGCGCUGCACCAUCCGCAGCAGCAGCUGGCUUUGCUGGCGGCCAUGCAACACCAUCACCAUAUGCUGCAGCCUCCGCCGCCGUCCAACAAUGGCAUGGGGCACCAUGGGCCCAGCCCGGCAGCAGCGCACGAGCAGCAGUCCCAGGCACAGCCCCACGAGAACGGACACGGCGGCAUCUCGCCCAACGGCAGCUCUGGGGACUCCUCGGCCAGCAGCGUGAGCAGUGUGUCGAGCAAUAGCGGAGCUGGCGGCAGCCAGGGAAAUGGCGCAAGUAAUGGCACCAAUGGCAUUGGACCGCCAGUUGCAGCAUCGCUGCCUCCGGGGCCGCUAUAUAUUCAAUACCCGGGCGAUUUCUUUCCAUCGGAAUACUACAUUGCACCGCACCCGCACGAGGGUAUCUGUCCACAGCAUCCACACCAUCCGCACGCGCAUCAGCAUCAUCACCAGCCCAUGUGCGCCAUCUCGGCGGAAUAUGGUCCCACGGCUGUUCAAAUGGUGUCCCACAACCGCCAGCCGCCGACGAUGACGAUGCCGGUGCAGGUGCCACCAUAUGUAAAUGAGAAUGGAACACUGACCCAUGUUGUGCUGCCUCCGCAGCAGUACCAGCAGUUGCAUACCGGACAGGGCCAUCUGCAUGCAGCGCCAUUUAUAAGCAGCAAUGGCACAUCGCAUUUUUAUACGCCGCUGCCUGGCUAUCCUCCAGGUCCUGGGCCAGCUGGCAAUGGGCCGCCUCACUAUCAUAUGCCACCGCCGCCGCCGCCACCAGGCGCCCAGCAGCAGCCCACGUCUGCGGCGGGCGGCGGAGUGCCUCCGCCAACGCAACAGCCGCAUUUACAUUCCCCGCACUCGCCAUCACCACCCCACUAUAGGGACGAGCGCAGUCAGCGGCAGCACAUGAAGAUGCUGCGCAGGUUGGAGAAGUGGCGCGAGCUAAGAAACUCCACCAUGUCCACGCCUACGCACUCGCCCUCUCCGCGACGCAGUGACACCAAUGGGCAUUACAACAACAACAGCAACAGCAACAUUCCAGGAGCACAGCAGCAGCACAACACUCACAUGCACAACCAUGGACGCCACGUGCCACACCAACAGCAGCAGUCGCAGCAACAGCAACGCAACGCGGCCGUUCUGAACCCAACUGGGCAGCAGGGGGAAGUUGCCACGGGGAGCAAUGCGGGCGGUACCAGCUCAGUGGGCACAUCUGACGAUGGUGAGGACACUUCGAACUUGGCCCCCGAAGAUGAGGAGGACUACAAAGCCCUGAUUGUGGAACAGAUUUCGGCCAUCGAUAAGCCGGAGGUAAUCGACGUUAGUUCGCGCACCGCAAAAAUCAUUUGGGUCCCGCCGUCCAUCACGGACGCGCUGCUGGUAAACGUGCGAGACCUGCGCUACCAAGUGCUACUUAGUGACACGGGAAAACAAUGCAAGUACAAAAGUCUCUACCGCGGAGAGGCAUACGAGUGCAUUGUCCAGGAUCUACAGCCAGGGCAGGAGUAUUUGGUGCGGCUGCAAGUGCACUAUCAGCAGCUGCAAGGCAGCGUUAGCGAGCCCGCCGAGUUCAAGACGCCCGCUUGCGAGCCGGAUCAGCCGCUGCCGCCGAAGCUGGUGUCGCGCACCAAGAGCUCUAUUAAUUUGCGAUGGACCGCGCCGGCGGCCAACGGUGCGCCCAUUCAACACUAUCUGUUGGAUUACGACGAGGGGCGUGGCAAUGCUUUGCAGUUCGUGGAACUGGCCAAGGUCCGAGCCAAGCAUUACGUGCUAAACAAGCUGCAGGCGACGACCGUCUAUAGCUUCCGCCUGGCCGCCGUUAACGAGGUCGGGCAGUCAGCGUACUCGCAGGUGACCAGCUAUAGUACAGCCGGCAAUCCGCCCACAGCGCCCAUGGCACCCCAGCUGCAAGCCUGCAGCGCCAGCUCGCUGCACCUCGUCUGGGAUCGGCGGCCCCAGGAUGGCGACUUUCUGCUGCAGCUGCAGGAUGCCGAGUCCGGACAUGGUUACCUGAACAGCUACAAGGGAGGCGACACCCACUAUGAGUGCCUGCAGUUGCGCCGCGCCACCAGCUAUCAAUUUCGUUUGCGCACUGAAAACGAUGCCGGAGUUUCGCCCUGGUCCGCGGAGGUCAAUUACAGUACGGCUGCAGAACGCCCUGGGCGACCGGGAAAGCCGCAUGCAAAGGGCAAGAUACACGGGACACACUUCAAGGCGCGUUGGGAGCCACCUGCGGACACGGGUGGAUCCGAUAUAUUGCGCUACCAUCUGGAGCUGAGUGCCGGACCCAGUUUCGAGCGCAUUUACUCUGGCAGUGAGACCGAGGCUAUGUGCGAACGCCUUCAGCCGGGCAUCACGUACCAGUUACGUGCCUGCUGCGAGAGCCCCGCCGGUCAAAGCCCGUUCUCGGAGAUUGCACAUGUGACCACGGAAGCAGUGCCACCGGGCGCUCCGCCACAGCCUCAGUGCGAUGCACCACCAACACCUUACGCGGCUCUGCUAAGGCUAACCCAUCCUGAGAAUAAUGGCGGGGCACCAGUUCUCGAGUUUGAGGCGCAACUCCGCUGCCUGGACAUAUUAGAACAGACGCCAGCGCAGCCGCCACAAACCGUAUAUCGCGGCAAACAGGACUUCUUUGUGGCACAGCAGCUGGCGCCAGGUGGUCUCUACGAGGUGCAAGCGCGUGCCAUUAAUCGCGUCGGAGCGGGCAAUUGGUCUCAGUGGCUGCGCUUUACAGCCGCCGCAGCACCACCCGGUCCGCCCAAUGCGCUCCAAGUGCUGGUCAAGUCCGCCACACAUUUAAGCGUCAAUUGGCAGCCGCCUGCGCAGCUCAAUGGAUCAGCCGUCAGUGGCUACACCUUGCAGAGCGCCAGCCAGCAGCUGGAUGAGCCGCAAGUGGAGCCGCCAAGCACACAGUUCAACGGUUGCUACCAGGGUCAGCAAACCUUCGUGGAGCUGCGCAAUCUGACGCCCUACACGCGCUAUUACCUACGCGUGCUGGCCAGCAAUGCAGCCGGCACGGGACCUGCCACGGACGUGGUGUGCGUCUCAACGCCCGCCGCAGUGCCGGGCGCGCCGCAAAUGCAAGGCUACGAGUUCACCGCCACGGAGGUUACACUGAACUGGACGGAGCCGGCCUCGCAUGGCGCUGCAAUCUGCAGCUACAAUAUUGAGUACGGCGAGCGGACGAUUGCCACACCCGAUGCCUGUACGCGAUACACGGUAGUUGGGUUAACACCGGAGACCAGUUACAAGUUCCGCGUGCAGGCGGUAAACGCGAUAGGCGCCGGAGUUUUCAGUGCUUAUGCCAAGCUAACGACGCAGCCAGCGCCACCAGCUCCGCCCAGGCUGGAAUGCAGCGGUUCUGGCCACAACUACAUAAAGCUUAAGUGGAGCGAAAGCGGCAAAACCGGCGGACUUAACGCUGUGGCAAGCGGUGGUGCCGGCGGCCCUAUCGGUGCUGGCAAUACGGAUUUCACCAAGUACUACGUGGAGAUGUAUGUGGCAAGAGCGAAACAGUUUCAGACGGUCUACUCGGGCACCAACUGCAUGUGCAAGAUCCACAAACUGCAGGAGCGCAGCAGCUACACAUUCCGCAUCUAUGCGCACACAGACCGCGCCGGCGACGGCGAAUACUCCGAGGAGUAUAUAUUCGAGACGAGCGCCACGCUGCCGGCCAAUAUUAAGGCGCCGCGCGUGGUGCACGAAAGCGUCUGCCUGCUGGACCAGGCCAGCCAGCCUCUCAUGCAGCUGACUCUCGAGUGGCAGCACUCGAAGAACAGCUUCAACGAUCGCGUCGAGUACGAGCUGCAGUAUGCUAUUGUCGCCUCCUCCGACCCAGACUCUUCCAGCUCGCUCAAGGCGCGCAGCACUAGCGGCAGCAGCAGCAGCAACGGGCCCAAUGUGGCCUUAAGCAACCUGGACUACAGACAGCUGUAUCGCGGACCAGAGACCAAGUUCACCAUAGACAAUCUGACGGCGGGAACGUGCUAUCAGUUUCGGGUGUGCCCUGUGCGUGUCACCUCCGGCGGAGAGCUGCUGCACGGCCAAUCUUCGAUGGCACUGCGCUAUCAAGUGCCCAGCGAGCUGGACGCCAGCUCUGCUUCCUGCCAUCAUCUGCAUGGGUCCACAGCAGCUCCAAAUCAGGCAACGCAGCGCUCUAGCCGCAAGCUGUUGGAAACUAACGGCCCCUCCGGCGGGCUGCAUCAGCGCUCGGUUAGCGCCUCGGCUAUUAGCGGCAACAGUGGAGUUGGCGCUGACGCUCAGGCGAUUGGCCGGCUUCAGCAUGAGCUGUCGGCCGCUGGAUUCAAUGCUUGUGCCGAUCCGCUGCAUCAUCACCAUCAUCAUCAUCAUCACCAUCAUCAACAGCAUCAAGCGUGCCCCGGUGAGGCAACCGCAUCAAGUCUGGCUUCUCCAUCCGCCUCCGGCUUGCAACUGCGCGGCAACAGCAGUGCCGUUCAUCACAUGCACCACCAGCACCACUUGCACCACUCGCACCACAUGCAUCAUACGCAUUUCACGCACGCCUCCGCCGCCGUUAUGGGUGCUCCAAGCAACAGCAGCAACUGCAGUGUACCACAUGGCGGCGUCCUUAGACGGUUCGCCUCCUGGCUGACGGCGCUCUACUACAACAGGAAGCGGCUGACGGACCAGCAGAAGGCCGUCUUCUUCGUGGUUUCGUUCGUAUUUGUCACCUUCCUGGUUGCCAUGCUGGUGCACAUGCUUUGUGGCUGAGCUGGUGGUCACGGCGAACGCGACUCCACACUGUAAAGGUUAACAAAAAUCCCACUUGGUGUCUCAAAAAAGUGAUUUCCAUUGACUAGCUGUAAAUCACUUGCAUUUGUUUUCUUUUUUUAUUUUUUAUAUGUAUGUAUGUAUAUAUAUAAAAAUCAAUUGUACAUCUCCUAAAUAUAAAAAGGAAACAACACACACACUCACACACAUACAUUCAAAAACAAUUCGUAAUUACAUUAAUACGAUUAUAUUGAAUCUACACAAUUAACAUUCUUAAGAACCUUUUAUUUACACCUGCAAAUAUUGAUGGCUCGAGGAAAGUGCAUCAAUGUUUCCUUACGGAACGAAACAUUUCUUCAUUUAAAUAUAUAUAUAUAUAUUUGUAUUUAUUUAUGUAUGUGACUUACCACAUAUUUAAUCAAUUACACACAAGCAUACUGUAUACUACACACAAAAAUCUCCAUAUGUGCUAUAGCAUUUUGUGCAACAAAUUCUCAAUGUACAUAAAACAAAACAAACAACAAAACUAAGCUUAAAAAGUACGUCUAAAAACCUUUACAACGCCUAUUUUAAUGUUUACUGCAUUGUUGUUGCGUGUAUAUAUAUAUACACACAUAUAUAUAUACUUAUAUAUACAUGGAUGUAUGUGUAUGUAUGCACUAUAAAUAUUUAAACGAGUUAUAAACAAUGAAUACCGAAAAUUAUGAAUUUACGAGACUAUGUUUCAGAUCAUAGUAUAAAACUGAUAACAAGCAUUACUCUAUGUGUGUGUGUUUGCAAAUGUAUAUGUAUCUAUAUAUCUAAAAACUAACCAACUAUGCAAACAAUUAUAAAUUAUAUCUUUAGUGCUGUACAAUUGUUCUCGAUAGCCAAUCGAUGGAUGCACAUAGAUCCACAGCCCAUUCCGGACUGUUGACAGUCGGGUGGAACGGUGUCCAUUUCGAGCUAGUUUAACAGACGCUUCUUUCAUUCUCUCAAACUUUCCAUGUGAAAUAUAAAACACAAUUUAUUAUUAUUAUAAACCUAAAUAAACAUCGAUGACAUAUAUAAAAAAAAAAAGAAAAGAUAAAGAUAUCGUAGCAUACAAUCCAAUUAUACCAGAGCUUACAUGAAUUAUAUCGUGUUAAUGGCGGAACAUUUGUUGGUUAUUAUUGACCCUAUGCUACGGAGAUUUUGCGACCCCAGCUAGGCAAAGCUCUCGUUUAUAAAAAAACACAAUAUACAAAAAAAAAAAAGAAGAAAAUACACAAUACAAACAAAU
Molecule: messenger RNA, 6526 nt
Organism: Drosophila novamexicana
Lineage: Eukaryota; Metazoa; Arthropoda; Insecta; Diptera; Drosophilidae
Gene: mtgo
Product: fibronectin type-III domain-containing protein 3A
Exons: 4
Coding region: 139-5265 (1708 amino acids)
Molecular function (GO): protein binding
Source: RefSeq, a predicted model, not a curated record